AUGCCACCGCCUUUGCCCAGACCGCGGACGCCACUGCCUUUGUCCAGCCUGCAGACGCCGCCGCCUUCGCUCAGCCCGCAGCCGCGUUUGUCCAGCUCGCCGACACCACCGCCCCUUCGGCAGACCCACCACACGUUUGGGUUCGCACUCGGCGGCUACGGCCACUUGGUGACGGGAUCCAAGUACGGCGGCAGCAACGCCUACGCCACGACAUACACCGACGCCUUCGAGCGGUAUGAUCCCGCCUCGGGUCAGUGGAGCGCUCUCGGCCCCUUCCCUGGCGGCGCGCGCAGCUACGCGAUCGGCGACGUUCAUCCCUCGCUCGCGUCGGUCUACUUUGGAUUUGGCAGAUCGGCGACGGUCAUCUUUCGCGACCUGUGGCGAUACGACGGCACCUCGUGGACGCAGCUUGCCUCCUGCCCACCGGGGUGCGAGCGAUUCCACCCCGCGUUCGUCGCGCUGCAGACGAAGGUCUUUGUGGCGGCGGGCUCUAGCUAUGGCGGAAACUUGAAGAGCGCGUGGGCGUACGACAUUGCGCGGGACGAGUGGGAGCAGCUGCCCGACCUGCCCGGCAUGGCGCGUCACCAUCCCUACCAGUUCCUCGCCGCGGGGCAACCGCACGUGUUCGGCGGUCACGGCAACGGGAUCUACCGCGAUUUGUUCCGCUGGACGCUCAACGCUGGCACGGACAGUUGGGAGCGGCAGGUGACGCUGCGGGCCUCGCUGCCCUCCGGCGCUGAGGGCCGCGUAGCGGGCACGCAGUUCAGCGCGGGCGGCAGCGGCUACGUCCUCUCCGGCGACGGGCAGGACCACCGCUCGAUGGUGCAGGGCGAGUUCUGGCGGUACAACGCGGGCACCGACUCGUGGGAGCAGCUCCCUUCCCACCCAGGCGCCUCCCGGCCCGCGCGCGCCGUUGCGCGCGCCUCGCGCUGGGCGCCCGCUUCCUUUGUGCUCGGCGGCUUCGUGUACUUGUACAACGGGCUCCAACGGCUGCCAGGCGAGGACCCCUUCUAUCCAACCACGGCCUACCGCUUCCAGCUCCCGCUCUAG
Emiliania huxleyi CCMP1516 is the source of this 1050-nucleotide messenger RNA. RefSeq lists its product as hypothetical. Gene Ontology annotation, molecular function: protein binding. Gene Ontology annotation, biological process: regulation of phenylpropanoid metabolic process; negative regulation of cytokinin-activated signaling pathway. The coding region runs from base 1 to 1050 and encodes 349 amino acids. Lineage: Eukaryota; Haptophyta; Isochrysidales; Noelaerhabdaceae. The transcript has 4 exons. The record is from RefSeq and is a predicted model, not a curated record.